AUGAGUACACACCCGGAAUCAUCCGACAGGCCUGUAAUGGCACCAUCAACUGAUUUGGCAAACCUGGGAGCUCAACUGAGCGAAGUUUUAAAUAAAUUUAAUGAGCUAAGCAUGGAAAUGACGGCCCAACGGCGCGUGAUUCAUCAGUUAGUCACUGGUAACGAUAGUGGUGGCCAACCUGAGCCUUUACCUGCUAGUCAGCCUGAACCACAACUAAUACUUUUACCCUAUACUCAAACCUCUGUUACUUCACAUGUCAUAAAUCCACCUGAAGAAGCUUUCAUCUAUCCCACUCAUGGCUUACCACCUACCUAUGCACCCAAUGCUUCUUACAUGCAAGCUCCCCAAAAUUAUCCACCGGUUAAUCUGAACAUGCCACUUGAACCUCAAGGACCACAUUACUAUUCCACUACAGAGCCAUUCAAACUAGACACCACUGCCCUAGGAAAAGUGGAAAGAAGAGAAUCUUCCGCGCUAAUUGACAAGAAUUUGCUAAAGAGAUUGGAUCGAUUUGAUGAAUUCAUAAGGAAGAGUCAAGGAUUGAGCAAACAAAGAGGGUUGGACUAUAAUGAGUUGUGCCUGUUUCCUGAUAUGCAACUGCCUGUGGGUUUUAAAGCGCCCAAGUUUAGCAAAUAUGAUGGAACUGGUAACCCCAAGACGCAUUUAAGACUAUUUGUAAAUAAGUUGGGAAAGCCAUUGGAUUUGUCAACUGCCUUCGUGAGACAGUAUGAGUACAAUUGUGAACUUGCUCCAACGAGAACCACGCUUGAAGGCACUAAAAGGAAGCCAUCUGAGGAUCAUAAGACAUAUGCCAAGCGAUGGCGAAUAUUGGCAGCCAAAGUGGAACCUUCGAUGACAGAAGAGGAAAUUGUCCGUACGUUUAUUAAGGCGUAUGACCCGUCCUAUUUUGAGGAAAUUUUUCGCAUGACUGGAUGCUCGUUUGCAGAAAUUGUCAACAAAUUGGAGGAAUAUGAUGAGUUUUUAAGAGCGGGAAAGAUUGUUAAUGUGUCAGCUCUAAAAUCGUAA
Molecule: messenger RNA, 1026 nt
Organism: Coffea eugenioides
Lineage: Eukaryota; Viridiplantae; Streptophyta; Magnoliopsida; Gentianales; Rubiaceae
Exons: 2
Coding region: 1-1026 (341 amino acids)
Source: RefSeq, a predicted model, not a curated record